AUGCAGUUCAUAAAAGAUCGCUGUCGGUUCAUGCAUCCGAAAUUACCAAGCUAUAUCCGCCAUUACCUUUCUGCCAGUCUCAAAGUCGAUUUCCUCCUCGAAGUCCAACUUUUGCUUCUUACCUUCAGUACCGGUAUCCAAGAUGCCGUGAGCUACCCAGAUUUCAAAUGCUUUGCUUCCAACCAGACCGGCAAUUCCGUCGUGCUGGCUGUAGGUCUCGCGGGACAUGACAGUUCAGUCUUCAACCUGGCCAACGUUGGCCUCAGCCUAGGGAUGUUCCUAGCUGGAGCGAUUAUGACGGGACAGUUGGCCAAUUUCGUCGGCCCGCGUGGUCGUAUGUGGCUGAUAAUCAGCCAUCUUAUACAAACGCUUCUCACCUUUGUUGCCGCUAUUAUACACCCUAGGCACGCUCAAUCAGGCAAUAGUCCCUCGUCAAUGGGCUCGCUGGCGUUGCUCGCCUUUGCGUCAGGAGCCCAAGUAGCCUCAAUGCGACCCUUUCGAAUCCAGGAGAUUACAACAGCUAUGGCGACAGCAGCGUGGGUUGAUCUUGUUAUCGAUCCAAGGCUAUUAAAGAUACAAAACCGUUCACGAAAUCGACGUGCUGGAUUUCUAAUAUCACUAGUGUUGGGAAGUUUUGCUGGAGCUUUCAUGCGAAAGGGUGUUGGGUCAUCGAAUGCCUUGUAUAUAGCAGCGGCAGGAAAGACAUUGGUUGUAUUGAUGCUUUUCCUAAACCGCGAAGAGAAAACAAAGGACCAUUCUCAAACAGAUGGAUAG
Molecule: messenger RNA, 774 nt
Organism: Fusarium graminearum PH-1
Lineage: Eukaryota; Fungi; Ascomycota; Sordariomycetes; Hypocreales; Nectriaceae
Exons: 1
Coding region: 1-774 (257 amino acids)
Source: RefSeq, a predicted model, not a curated record